This is a messenger RNA of Sceloporus undulatus (fence lizard), 2427 nucleotides long. It is a transcript of the gene KHDRBS1, whose product is annotated as KH RNA binding domain containing, signal transduction associated 1. NCBI's taxonomy places the organism in Eukaryota, Metazoa, Chordata, Lepidosauria, Squamata, Phrynosomatidae. The coding region runs from base 210 to 1124 and encodes 304 amino acids. Gene Ontology annotation, cellular component: nucleus. The record is from RefSeq and is a predicted model, not a curated record. The transcript has 10 exons. Gene Ontology annotation, molecular function: poly(A) binding; mRNA binding. Gene Ontology annotation, biological process: regulation of alternative mRNA splicing, via spliceosome.
GAAGCCGGGAAGGAGGCGUCGAAGGCCGGCAGCCUCGCGACCCAAAAACCGGACUCGACCGGCGGCUGAUCAGACUGACUGACUGACGGAAGGGAGGAAGGAAGGAAGGACGGACGCGUGUGCGCACGCGCGAAAUUGACAAGAUUCAGAAGGGUGAGUCAAAGAAGGAUGAGGAGGAGACCUACCUGGACUUGUUUUCCCAUAAAAAUAUGAAGCUGAAGGAACGAGUUCUGAUCCCAGUCAAGCAGUAUCCCAAGUUUAACUUUGUUGGAAAGAUACUGGGACCACAAGGCAACACCAUCAAGCGACUGCAAGAAGAAACCGGAGCAAAGAUUUCUGUUCUGGGGAAGGGAUCAAUGAGAGACAAGGCGAAGGAGGAAGAGCUGCGCAAAGGAGGUGAUCCAAAAUAUGCUCACUUAAAUAUGGACCUGCAUGUUUUCAUUGAAGUCUUUGGACCACCCUGUGAGGCUUAUGCUCUUAUGGCCCAUGCCAUGGAAGAAGUCAAGAAGUUCCUUGUUCCGGACAUGAUGGAUGACAUCUGCCAGGAACAGUUUUUGGAGCUGUCCUAUCUCAAUGGUGUGCCAGAACCAACCCGUGGCCGAGGGAUUCCUGUCAGGGGAAGGGGAGCCGUUCCCCCACCUCCACCUGUUCCUAGUGUGUGGAGUGGGGCAGCAUUGAUGAACAGGGGACGUGGCGUGGGGCCACCUCCUCCUCCUCCGCGUGGAGCCCUUGUCCGAGGAGCCCCAGUGAGAGGUGCCAUCGCAAGAGGAGCAGCUGUGGCCCGUGGCGUUCCCCCUCUGCCAGCGGUGAGAGGUGCUCCUGCCCCAAGAGCUCGUGCUGCGGGCAUUCAGAGAAUACCUCUUCCUCCCCCUCCUGCACCAGAGACCUAUGAAGAUUAUGGUUAUGAUGAUGCUUAUGCAGAACAAAGUUAUGAAGGCUAUGAAGGCUACUACAGCCAGGGUCAACAGGAAACAGAAUAUUAUGACUACGGACAUGGUGAGGCUCAAGAAUCUUAUGAGGCAUAUGGUCAAGAUGACUGGAAUGGGACCCGGCCCUCCCUCAAGGCCCCUCCAGCGAGGCCAGUGAAAGGAGCUUAUAGAGAGCACCCAUACGGACGCUACUAAAGCAUUCAUGAGGGGGAAAUAUCACUUUUGAGCAAACAGUUGUUUCUGAUUCUUGUAUCUCCCAGGAUUCCUGUUGCUUUACCCACAACAGACAAGUAAUUGUCUCCCUGAUUUUUCUCUGGCUCCCUUUUUCUCCCACCUCCAUCCUUCCCCACCACUUGACCCUGCAUUCUUGCUUCUGUAUGUAGUAUUUUAAAAAAAAAACAUAUAUAUAUAAGUUAGAUUUAGAAAAUGGGAUUCGAUUUUUAAGUGUGUAGAAUGCUUUUUUUCUUUCUCUCUGUUUAGAUAUAUAAACACAACUGUACCUUUAAAAAGAAAAAGUCGAGAUAAAAUGUUAGUUUCCAAAGUGACAUGCUUGCUUAACAGUUCUGAAAUUAAAACUUUGUUAAUCUUUUUAAGUAUUUUUUUAUUUUGUUGGUUUGGUUUUUUUAGGCCACCCAUAAAAGUUGUAGUCGCAGAAUCCCAAAAUAGGCUACAUUUCAAAAUUCAGGAUUGUUUUGUUUUUUUUAAGAAUUAAAAUUGUAACGAUAGUGACUGCCGCGACUUAAAAAGUAAGCUCAAAUGUCAAAAACCUUGCCCUUAAAAAGCAGAUUGCUUGAUUAAUCUUUUAAGUUUAAACAUUAGUAGAAAAGAUCCUGCUUAACAAAUUAAAUAUGUUUUCUUCAAUUAAUCUAAUUUAGCCCCUCUCAAAAAAAAAAAAAACAACCUGUAGGCUUAUAACAUUGGCUCUUUCCAUGUGGGUUUUGAAAUCUAGCUCCAGUGUUGAGAUGCUAAGUGGUGGAGAGUAUUUCCAGCAAACGUUGUUCUUUAGCUUAAUUCUGCAUGAAAAAACCUUUUAAGAGAAAUGGACAUCUAGCUGCUCUGUAAUUUUUUUAUAUUGCUCUAAUUGCCCAGUGUUUUGAUAUUAGGAAGUAUUAAAUGAUUAGCUGUGCAUUGUGUCUCUCUCUCUUUCUCUUCUUUUUAUUUUACCCCCCUUAAAGGAAGAUUCUGAACACUUGGGUGUUUGCAAUACAUAACACAGUUCAGGCUUGAAACUGACAAAGCUGUCAAGCUUUCAAGCCGUUCCAGUGACAUGUUUUGUGUCUCUCCGCACUAGCAUUAUGUUAAAAAGGGACAUUGCAGCUGAAAAACCAAGGAGAAAGAGCUUACUUUGUACAUAAAGAUUUGUACGCUGUCCUCCCAUUUUUGUUCUUGGAAGAUUAAAUGCUACUACAUGUGUAAGCCUGCCUAAAUAGGUAGCUAAAAAUUUGUCAAGAUGUCUGCAGCAGUUUGUCAAUAAAGUUUAGUCCUUUUUUAAAUCAAA